Messenger RNA from Didymodactylos carnosus, 678 nucleotides. The record is from the annotation of a GenBank genome assembly. NCBI's taxonomy places the organism in Eukaryota, Metazoa, Rotifera, Eurotatoria, Philodinida, Philodinidae.
AUGUGGAUAGUCGUACAAUUAAAAAUUAAUAAUAUAUUUCCUAAAUCGAUAACAUCGAAUAUGAUUGAAGGAAUGAAUCACGUAUACAAACAAAUUACUGACUGGAAGCUUGUGACAUUAGAUCGAUUAAUAUUAACGUUUUAUCACUUGCAAGGAUAUUAUAUCAAUGAGGUGGAACGUGGCUAUUGUGGUCGAGGUACAACAUCCAGCUAUCAAAAUAAGGAGAAACGAAAACCUUUGUCACAGUCUGAAUUAGCUGAUCAAUUGUUAAAUGAACAUAGAGUUAAGCUCGAUGAUUUUACAGUCGCUGUGCAAAGAAAAUUAAAUUUUAUGAAAUUAACACUGAAACAACCCAAAGCAAAUUGCGCAACAUUGAGAAAAGCCUUUAAAUCAGCUGCUGGUAUAAAAAUGUUAGGAAAAAAAAAGCCAACUGAGUGGGAUAAAGAGAAUAAGAAAGUCUCCGUUGUUAAAAAGAAAACGACUAAACCGUGUAAUGGAAAAAAAAAUAUAACACAUUCAGCUCAAGAAUCGACAGAAGAAGCAGAAGAAGCACCACCUCCAAAAGUAGGUAAAAUCUACGUCAGUGACAGAUGAUUGAUUGCUUUUACAUUAAAGCGAAUAGCAUUGUCUAAUGUACAAAAUAGUCAUUCAUCAAUAUUAGCACUGACUGGUUCGUUA